AUGAUGGCUUUCUUCGGUUACCUCUACUCGUUCUUGAAGGGUUACGUCGCACUCGUCGUUGCCCUCUACAUGCUUUCCUUCGUCAUUCCCAAAGCCGCCUUCGGCGCGCGAGUCCUCGCCUCCUACAUCUCUCUUAUUGUAGUCGCCCUCUACGGUGUCUUCGCCUCGAUCUUCCUGCGCCUUGUCGGCAACCCAGGUGUAUCGCAAUGGGCCACCGCCAGAGCCUUCCAUUAUCUCAUGGCCCUCACCACCGGCGUAACCUUUGAGGUCAUCGAUCCCAAGGAUAUUCUCGGUACCACCCGCCCAGCCGUCUUCAUCGGCAACCACCAGACUGAGCUCGAUGUCUUGAUGCUGGGCGCCAUGUUCCCCAAAUACUGCAGCGUUACUGCAAAGGCCUCGCUCAAGAAGACGCCCUUUUUGGGUUGGUUCAUGAGCCUCAGCGGCUCCAUCUUUAUUGACCGCAAGAACACAAAGGACGCAAGAGAAGCCAUGGCCGGUGCCGCCGACGAGAUCCGCAAGAGGAAGCAGAGCGUCUACAUGUUUCCCGAGGGCACUCGCAGUUACGCCAAGGACCCUGUCCUGCUACCUUUCAAGAAGGGCGCCUUCCAUCUGGCUGUUCAAGCUGGCGUGCCCAUCGUCCCCUGUGUCGUCGCCAACUACAGUCACGUUCUCUGGCUCAAGGGCCUCGUCUUCAACUCCGGAAAGAUCCCUGUCAAAGUUUUGGACCCCAUUCCCACUACCGGCCUGACCUCUGCCGACGUUGACGAGCUUACGCGAAAGACCCGUGAUCUGAUGUUGGAGGAGCUCAUCAGCCUCUCAGAGAAGGCUCAGGGCAGACCCAUGAGGGUAGCUUCUGCCAACGAUGCCGCCUCUGCAAAGGCCACUGGCUCCGACGCAACCGAUACCGUUUCGUCCCUGUAA
Molecule: messenger RNA, 921 nt
Organism: Colletotrichum truncatum
Lineage: Eukaryota; Fungi; Ascomycota; Sordariomycetes; Glomerellales; Glomerellaceae
Product: 1-acyl-sn-glycerol-3-phosphate acyltransferase
Biological process (GO): phosphatidic acid biosynthetic process
Cellular component (GO): membrane; endoplasmic reticulum
Molecular function (GO): 1-acylglycerol-3-phosphate O-acyltransferase activity
Source: RefSeq, a predicted model, not a curated record